GAAGGAGCAGGGAUAGAAGCAAGAGAGGGAGGGAGCUCACAUGAGAGAGACAGACUUAAGGCCAUCAGAGUGAGAAAAACGAGAGCAGGGUUUGCUUCCCCGCCCUCGGUGCACCUCGCACUUCUGGCAUGGAUUUAUGCGGCGUGUGUGGAACUGCCGGGAAUUUCUGGGAAUACUGUGGAUUUCAGCUGUGAGGCUGGGGAGCCCCCUCGAGUGGCAUCUUUUUUGCAGGAUGCCCUCCGUGUCUCUGCCGAUGCCCUCUGCUCUGGCAGGGAGGGCCAGGACCUGGGUUUGCCUCUCCUGCAUGUUUUGGCCCGACGAGCUGGAGGGCGUCCACACUCACACCUUUAAGCUGAAGCCAUUCAAGAAGGCCAAGAGUUGUGAUAUAUGCAAGCAGGCCAUCACCAAGGAAGGCCUCAUCUGCAAAGCGUGCCGGCUGUCCUGCCACAAGAAAUGUGAAGUGAAGGUCACCACAUCAUGUCAAACAAAUACCAGCUAUGAGCCGCCUCCCACUCCUCAGCUGCCAUUAAAGCAUGUAGAUACACCGGGAUCUACGAGGUCCUGCAAGAGCGUGGAGAUAAGGCGAAAGCAGUCGGGGAGUCAGAGUGUGGUUCAGGCCAUGGAGGAGAGCUAUGAGGUCGACCUGGUCUACAUCACAGAGAGAAUCAUCUCUGUCUCUUUUCCCGCUGGGGCCGAGGAGCAAAGCUACAACGCCAACCUGAAAGAGGUGGCGACAAUGCUGCGGUCAAAACAUGGCGAGCACUAUCUGGUGCUCAACCUGAGCGAAGGACAGAGCGACUUAACAAAGUUAAACCAUAAGGUUCUUGAGUUUGGCUGGCCGGACCACCAUGCACCAGCACUGGAUAAGAUCUGCAGCAUGUGCAAGGCCAUUGACACGUGGCUCAAUGGAGACACACGCAAUGUGGUGGUACUGCACAAUAAGGGGAACCGAGGUCGAACGGGUGUUGUGGUGGCUGCUUACAUGCAUUACAGCAACAUAUCUGCAAGUGCUGACCAGGCAUUGGACAGGUUUGCAAUGAGGCGCUUCUAUGAAGACAAAGCACUUCCUGUGGGUCAGCCAUCACAGAGGAGGUAUGUGCGAUACUUCAACGGCCUUCUGUCAGGACACAUAAAAAUCAACAACAAGCCUCUGUUCCUGCAUCACGUCAUCAUGCACGGCAUACCUAACUUUGAGUCCAAAGGAGGUUGCCGUCCUUUCCUGAAAAUCUACCAGGCAAUGCAACCAGUCUACACGUCAGGAAUAUACAAUGUGCAAGGGGACAGCAACACCAGUAUCUGUAUCACCAUUGAACCUGGACUGCUUCUUAAGGGAGACAUCCUGCUCAAGUGUUACCACAAGAGAUACAGAAACCCAACCAGAGACGUUGUGUUCAGGGUGCAGUUCCAUACUUGUGCCAUCCAUGAUCUUGGGGUGGUUUUUGGGAAGAAUGAGCUGGACGAGACCUUCAAAGAUGAGAGGUUUCCAGAGUAUGGGAAGGUGGAGUUUGUUUUCUCAUACGGACCGGAGAAAAUCAAAGGCCUGAGUCACUUGGAGAAUGGGCCGAGCGUUUCAGUGGACUACAACACCCAGGACCCUCUGAUCCGCUGGGACUCAUAUGAGAGUUUCAGCCAUCGCUGUGAGGAAGCUGCAGAUGCUGACCACGAUGUUGUUCAUACCCAGGGCCCACUUGAUGGAAGUCUUUAUGCCCAAAUCCGCAAAAAAGACUCCCUGGAGGGAGUUGUCACUGUCAAUGGCCUCCCAGUCCGUGAAAACCCCUUGACUAACGAGAACCCAUUGCAGCACACCAACCAUCCUCUGCAAACUACUGACCACACCCUUCCUGUGGCAGGUCACACUUCCCUCCCUGCUGUCGACCAUACCCUGUCUGUGAGCAGUGACUCAGGCAAUUCUACCGCAUCGAUCAAGACUGAUCGUACAGAUGAGCAAAGCCAAUCUGUGCAGAGUGCUGUGAGCCACAACAAUCCAACAGCAACUCACCCACCACUCAGUCCGCAAGAAAAAAGAGAGCUCGACCAACUUCUGAGUGGCCUUGAGGCACCAACUAAGCGGCAAGCCUACCUGCCUACAUCUACCUGUCCAGGAGGAGGAGUACGACACUUAGUUCCAGCACAGGUGCAUGUCAACGGGAGCCACACCAGGUUAGUGGGCGCUCCUUCAACAGAGGAGCGUGAGACAGAUAUUCUCGACGACGAGCUGCCUAAUAGUCAAGAGGGCAACAGUGUGGACAGUUUGGGCACCAUCUCAUCCCUUGAGGGCCAAGCGACACCAGCUGACUUGUACUACCAAUCACAGACUCCUGUCAGUGGCCAGAACGACGAGCCAUACCUUGAUAGAAGCGAGAUGCCGGUGCAUGGAGUACGAACUGCUACGGCGAUGCAAGAGAGAUCCGUGGACUCACCAUCGCCACAGGGGGGAUACAACAAUUAUCAAAAUGGAGGAGGGAUGUAUCGGUCACAGUCCUUUGGGAACCCACCUGCCAGCAGCCCUGAGACCACCCCAAAACUUAUGCCCAGGGCCCCUGAGAGGAGCACCAGUAGCCGGGAUGCUGUACAACGAGGUCUCAGUGCCUGGCAUCAGCAUAGCCUACCAGACGAUCCAUUUGGUCCUCCUCUUCAGUCAACCCAUAGCUUGCCCCACUUUCCCACCUCAGCUUCACAGCGUGACAUUGAGCAGUCAAUCGAGGCACUAAAUAUGCUGAUGCUUGACCUAGACCCAAUCAACUCUCACAUGUCUAAGUCCCACAGUGCGCCCCCUGGUGAGAACAGCCUCAAUUCAUCCCAGGUGCCAUUCUCCCAGACCCUGGCCAGGCCAUCAUACCAAGCAGACUCUGCUAUCCAUGGCUACAACAGCUCUGGAUCAAUUGGCGACGGCAUUCAUCAGCCCCAUCGCUCAUCUGGGAGAGUCAGCCAGAGCCCAGUUAUGGAGUCUCCAGUGCAUUCUCCCCAGAGGCCCAAUGCUGGCCACCAACACCAAAAUAUCACCCCAACACACACUCCUGAGCCCUACCUCCAUACUCGCCAUGCACCCCUUCAUUACACCACUGAUUCUAAUUUCAAUCAGCAGACCCCAGUGAAGCCUAUGAACUCCCACCCAAGCAGUGGCGCUUCACACUCCCCAGAACUGCAGGGCUCGUCUCCGUAUCCAGGCUAUAGUGCCUCAUCUUCACCCCUUCCCACUGUCACUCCACAGCCCAAGGACACAUCUUCCUCAUCGUUGCCCAGAGAACAAGAUGCAGAGGAGGAGACGCUAAACUUGGAAGGCCUGGUAGCACACCGUAUUGCAGGAGUUCGUUCCAGAGGGAUGACCCCAGAAGUGACACAGGAGACGGGCAGGCGUCGGACCACGAGUGAGGGACAGUACCAGAGCGGCCAUGAUAAUACGUCAGCAGUGCAUUCACCAGACUUUGCCAACAAUCUUGCUCUCAACCCAGGAGGAAGACCCAGAGAGGGUGCAAUGCACAGCUACCGAGAGACGUUUCAGGACAAUGAAACAGACGGGUUUGCCAACAGUUCCACCUUUGGAGGUGGUGGAGCUUGCUCUCCUCCAGGUUUGAGUAAGACUCCUGUGUCACCGCUGGGACUGAAGCCGCAUCAGCAGGGUGGAGCAGACUGUCAUUCUAACACUGGAGAACAAGAUAAUCGAGGUUUUGGUGACUCCAGGGUACAACCCUUGAAUGUUCCUCUCUCCUCCAGCAGUCCCAUCCACAGCACUGAUGGGAUAUCCUUCACGGAGUAUGAUGCUGACAGAAGAAGAACUAGUUCUUCAGAUGGGGUCCCGCACAGCCCCGCCUCUAUUCACCCCCAAAGACCUGCUUCCCCAGACGGAUCUCAGGUCAACAUUAUGGGCGUCCACACAGUCCCCGGCAGCCCUAACACCCUCCACCGCACAGUGGCCACCAACACUCCUCCGAGCCCUGCGCUGCAGAGACGCCUGGGUCAAGCCAGCCCCUUGCUGGGUAGGCACCCACCUCCAUCUGGUGUCCCUUCAAGUCCUCUGAUUGGCCGAAACCCUAAAACAGCAGCUGCCGGUGUGCCACCCAGCCCUCUGAUGGGGCGCCGCACGGCAACGAGUGGACACAGUACGCCUGAUGAGCUGGGCGCUGCCUCUCGCCAGGGGGGCAUCCAUCACCCUGCCACGCCUGCUUUCCCAGUCUCCCCACAGCUGCCAGAAAAGCGACACAUGUCCAGUGGAGAUGCAGACAGAAUGGAGAACAAGAACCUGAUGCCAACACCGAUCAGUGUUAGCAGCACGCCUAACCUGUCUGGGACACACACUCUCCCAGACGUCUCCAAGUCUAUAUACGAUGGUUAUCCUGACAUCAAGAUGAAUGUCAAGUUUGUCCAGGACACCUCCAAGUACUGGUACAAGCCAGACAUCUCCAGAGAGCAAGCCAUCAGUUUGCUGAAGGACAGGGAGCCUGGGGCUUUCGUCAUAAGGGACAGCCACUCUUUCAGAGGGGCCUAUGGUCUGGCCAUGAAGGUGGCCUGCCCACCACCAACUGUCCAGCAGAACAAAAAAGUUGGUGACAUGACUAAUGAGCUGGUGCGGCACUUCCUGAUUGAGACGAACCCCAAAGGUGUCCGCCUGAAGGGCUGUCCCAAUGAACCCUAUUUUGGUUGUCUUUCUGCUUUGGUGUACCAACACUCAAUGACCCCACUGGCUUUGCCAUGCAAACUGAUGAUCCCCACCAAAGACCCAAAUGAAGAGGCACUAGAACUCACCACACCAACUGAUCCAGUUGUUGAACUUCUUAAGCAGGGAGCGGUCCAGAAGGUUCCUGAGGAGGCCCAUGCGUGUAAUGUUCUCUACAUCAACUCUGUGGACAUGGAAUCGCUCACUGGGCCUCAGGCCAUUGCCAAGGCAAUCAGUCAGACGCUGUCAACCAACCCUCUGCCGGCUGCCACCACCGUCCACUUUAAAGUGUCCACACAGGGCAUCACACUCACCGACAGUCAGAGAAAGGUUUUCUUUAGAAGACAUUAUCCAAUAAACACGGUAACCUACUGUGACACUGAUCCCCAGGACAGAAAAUGGGGCAAAGAAGGAGGCGGCUCAGUGAGGCUUUUUGGAUUCGUGGCAAGGAAACAAGGAAGCACAACAGACAAUGUCAGCCACCUGUUUGCUGAGCUGGACCCAGAUCAGCCCGCCUCCGCCAUCGUCAACUUUGUCUCUAAAAUGAUGAAGCGAUGAAACCCUUAACGUUCAAAUGGCAGUGGCUGUUUUGCAAUCUUCCCUCAUUGUUGGUGUCCUCUUUGCCAGGGCUGGAUGGAGUCCUUUUUUUCUGUUUCAUGUUGGGUUUUUGUUUUCCUUCUCUGUUUUUUCCUCUCUGCCUUGCUGGUUUGUUUUGAUCUAAUUGAAGUAGUCUCUGUUUGAAGGCUUUGGUGUGGAUCGAAACUGGAGCUAGAGGAUGUGUGAUGCGGAGCUAUGCAUGUGACAAACAUGGAAGCCAUUUGAGGGAGAAGAUUUAUCGACAGGGUAACCUGUGCUAGGAGAACUUAGCUAAAGACUAAAAGAAAAAUGCAAAGUCUAGUCAGGGAACAUAUAAGGAAGUGGACGUUUCAGGGUUUUCUGUUGUUCUUGUCGAUUGAUUUACCAAAGGUAGCUGCAAUACAAGCGCGAGAAUGAUGUAGCUGUUAAGCCAUUAUUAUUUCCUCCUUUUUAAAAGAUGAAACAUUGAAAAAAAGAAAUCUGCUUUCUUAAACUCAUCUUCAGGAGUAAAAAAAAAAAUGUUGGCCUUGAUGGCUUUUAGCAAAACUGUCUGAAGACAUUAUGCAUGUUAGCUUGAUCUUUAAGCUUGACUCUUCUACCUUCCACAAAAGUCAUUGUGAAAUCCUUAGAGUGGCCAUUUCCAGGUCUGUUUUGUGUCGGAAAGGGCUCUGCAGUGAAACGACUGAUCUAAACUGCACAUAACAGACCAGACUUAACAAAAAAAAAAAGAAAAGGGGAGGGGAAAAAAGGACAAUAAAACAAUGCCACGCUAAGGUCACCGAACUUUGUGUCAGUGCACCCACUUUUGCAUCACCUCAGCAUCCAGUCCGAGCCUGAUUUCUCUCUCUCCACAAAUAAAAACACAAAAAAAACCUUGCUUCUUGGAUUAUCCACCUGGUAUCGGCAAGCUCGUAAUUGCAUGCCAGACAGAGAGAUUGUUUUAUCUAGAAGGUGGAGCCGCUGAUUCAGGCCGAGACUCUUUCCUCCCAGAGUCACACAGACUUCCUCAUCACCAACUGCUUGCAGUAGUGGACCUGUUGAUAGACGCUGCCACUGAAACACACUGGAAAUCACCAGGGACUGGCCCAAUGACCUGGACCUAUGCACUGUUCUUUAUGCAUGUUGUUGUCCCAAAAUGCACCCCCCCACCCCCCUCCCUCAUAGUGACAUCCAACAUCACUGAAAUCAUUCUAUGCCAUGUGCUUAAAACUAAAAACCUUUAGACGAGUACACUGACGUUGUAUGACUUGUCAAAGACUGCAUGAAAUAGAAACUUUUUUUUGUACUCUUCUCAGAGUCCUAAAAAACAAACAAAAAAAGGAAGUAGAACAACCCACUGUUGAAGUAGUCACAUGAUGGUGAGAUGCUAUGUUUUUACCUUUGUUUUCAUUUAGUUUUCGGUCCAUUUGGGCCAGGGUUACCUUUCGCUGUAUCAAGGACAGUUUUAUGUUCCACGGUGUUGUCAAAAUUUACAUCUGGAUACCAUUUAGUGUUAAAAACAAAGAAAAAAAACACACAAGAAGUUUCCACACUGUGCGCAAUGCCUGCUUGUUGAACACACGCUCAACCAUUCACAAUAAGCUAAGGAAAAAAAAUUGAUAUUGAUAUAAAUGUACAUAGAUACUACUUUGAAAGGUGACAUAGCGAAAAAAAGUAUUUAUUUUUGUUGCUUUGGUCCCUCAUGAUUACUCAUAUAUACAUAUAUUGUACAGUCUAGAUAAAGAAGAUUACCUAAUGGGGUGAGAAAAAAAAGAUAUAUACUUAUUUUGGCUAAUGAUUUCAAAGUCUGGCGAUUUUGAAAUGCGUUUGAAUAUAUGGUGUACAUUACUUUGUACAUGUAUAUGUUUGUUUUCACCUUGUCAUGUAUCAGUCUUUUUUCUGCUUCUGUUUUUUUUUUCUUCUUCCCAAACAAGAUGGGGCGCGAAGGAGAUAGGUCUGAAAUGUGUAGACAGAAACAUCUGAGUGUGCUUCCUUACAUUUAGAAGGCAAACAUAUCGAAGCUGUUACAUUUAAAUGUGUGAGAAAAAAAGGAGGAGGCCAACCUCGAAUGCAAUAUGAAAACAGCUUUUAUGCAUCCAUGACAGUUACAGUUAUAAUUUUGCCAAAGAUUCAUACGUCUAUGCUAACUCGCUGCAUGCUGCUUCUCAGUUUCCAUUUUUUUGUGUUUCAUUCAUUCUUCAGUCUAGCUCAGCUUAAGCAGCCAGGUUAUUAUGGGAUGUUCGGUAUUAAAUAAUUGCAAGACAGCAAGACAUUGAGAUGCAGAUGACAAAAGUCUUUUGGGGGCGGGCAGGCGUUUGUUGUCUCCAAAAUAUAUUUGCUUAAGAUUGAAAAGUCCCGCGAGCGACUGAAAUUUCAUAUGGACGUCAGUGCUGGAGGUAGAGAAAGUCAGACAUGUCUCAUCGUGAUGCUAAAGCUCUGCACUUGCAGCCUUGUCAGACCUCCAAAGGCGUCUCCCCCCUUUGAGAGUCAGUGAUUUAUUUAUUCUUAUUUAUUCUUUUAUUUCCUUGCAAAUUUUCAUGUUUCAUUCUCACAGCUUUGCAGUUUUUACAGCGUUAAUGAUUUUAGGAAUGUACGGUGGCGCUUUAUUGAAAGCAAAGAGGUACAGUGCACUUAAAUCAAUGUCAUUUGAAAAGAAUAACUGAAGAAUUAAAUGUUGAAAUACAAUUUUAAAAAAAACUAGACUAUAUUGUACCUGUUGGCUUUGAGUCAAGAGUUACCUUGUUGUUUCAUUGAAAAAAAAAAGAUUCUGUGACCCCUUGUACAGAUGAGACAUGUAUGUUGUAUGAAUGUUCUACUAUGGGUGUGCAAAAGGGUCUCAGAUUUUGUUUACGCUUAUCAUUUACAUUAUGCUGUCAUGGCUUACCUGUUCCUAAGGAAAAAAAUGAAAUAAAAACAUUAAAGCAAUACAGAUACAUUACGUUAAA
This is a messenger RNA of Oreochromis aureus, 8154 nucleotides long. RefSeq names its product tensin 1a (gene tns1a). The record is from RefSeq and is a predicted model, not a curated record. The coding region runs from base 137 to 5212 and encodes 1691 amino acids. The transcript is spliced from 35 exons. Gene Ontology annotation, molecular function: protein binding. Lineage: Eukaryota; Metazoa; Chordata; Actinopteri; Cichliformes; Cichlidae. Gene Ontology annotation, biological process: fibroblast migration.